UAGUUUUAUAGUGAACCCUGCCGUUUUCGAUUUCUCGCCUCGCAACUCAUCGACAUCGUUCUAUUCCGGUCCAAAAACUCAAAUUCAACCCACCACCAUGACGUCCAUCCCUUCCAAGACUCUGGAGGUCUCGCCCGGGAUAACGUACAGGUACUUUUACUCCCGCGCCGCGCGGGCAGACCUCCCCACCAUCCUCUUCCUCCACGGCUUUCCCUCCACGGCGGCCGACUUCCGCCCGCAGCUCGAACACUUCGCCGCCCGGGGCUGCGGCGAGCUGGAGGUGCCGGUGCUGAUCGUGGGGUUCGGCCGGGACGAGAUGACGGCGGCCGGGCUGCAGGACGAGAUGACGAGGCCGUGGGCGCGGGCGGGGUACCGGUUCGAGGUGCUCGACACGGGCCACUGGGUCAUGCUCGAGGACGCGGCGGGGACGAACCGGCUGUUGGAGGAAUUCGUGGACGGUCUUUCUUGACUCUUUUUCUUUCUUUCUUUUUUUUUUUUUCCUUCCUAGUAGGGGG
Colletotrichum navitas is the source of this 515-nucleotide messenger RNA. RefSeq lists its product as uncharacterized. Bases 98 to 469 code for a protein of 123 amino acids. Lineage: Eukaryota; Fungi; Ascomycota; Sordariomycetes; Glomerellales; Glomerellaceae. The record is from RefSeq and is a predicted model, not a curated record. The transcript is spliced from 3 exons.